Molecule: messenger RNA, 2113 nt
Organism: Physella acuta
Lineage: Eukaryota; Metazoa; Mollusca; Gastropoda; Physidae
Product: prostaglandin E2 receptor EP4 subtype
Biological process (GO): adenylate cyclase-activating G protein-coupled receptor signaling pathway; positive regulation of cytosolic calcium ion concentration; inflammatory response
Cellular component (GO): plasma membrane
Molecular function (GO): prostaglandin receptor activity
Source: RefSeq, a predicted model, not a curated record
GACGUCACUCGUGGUGUGUGCACGGUUUACACCUGUCGUUACAACGUGGUGCAGUGGAGCGUGGAGUCCAGGUGUUUAGGCGUUGGAUUAAAUAUUUGAAUUAUUGUAGAUUGUUAACUUGAUCUUGGAUACGAUAAAGUUGGAUUGGAAAAGAAAGUGCAGUGUCUAUUAAUAAACAAGAAACCAAUGCAGCUGUCAAAAUUUCCAAGCGCCUCAGAUUUUAUGUUAUGAGAUAAACAAAAAGUGCAUCAUGGUUAGGCUUUUAGUUUGGAGUUUAGUUAGCAUUUGACCUUAGGUGUAAUCAGACGUAACGAAUAGUAAACAACAUGGCGGACAUGACAACUGGGGAUAAUUUCUUGAAUGGUGGUUUAUCAAACGUGAGCCUGGGGAAUGGAUCAGACAUUAACGGCACCGAGAUGGCCGCGGCAGGUGGGAUAUACAUGGCCAUCCCGAUAGUCAUGUUUAUGAUGGGGGUCAUAGGGAAUGUGGCCGCUCUGAUUGUGCUGACGGUCAAGCCAAGCAAGGACACAAAGGCGUCUGCCUUCUACCACCUGGUGAAAGCCCUGGCCAUCAUGGACCUGGUGGGGAUCGUGGCCUCCUCGCCCGUAACGAUUGUUGUUUACAUUCACGGGGGAAUUAUAAACACAGGCGGUAUGGCGCUGUGUCACUACGUCUCCUUCGUGUUGGUGAUGGCGGGAAACGCCACGCUCUUCACCGUGCUGGUCAUGGCAGUCGAGAGAUUCCUGGUGACGAAAUUUCCGUUCCAGUACAGCCGUAUCGUGACGCCCCUGUCUGUCAACUGCUGUAUCGCCGUGGUCUGGCUGUUGUCGGCCCUGAUCGCCAUCUUGCCCAUUGUGGGGGUGGGGAGGAACAUCGACCCGUGGCCGGGGACCUGGUGCUUCUUUGACUACAGGGACAUCAAUAUAGGCGGGAUUGUACUUAGCUACUUCUACGCCACCAUCGGUCUCCUCACCAUCGCCACCACCAUCGUCCUCAACAUCAGCGUGAUACACCACCUGUUCCGCAUGAGGAGUUCUCGCCUCAGCAAGUCCUCUCUGAGGGGUUCCAUGAAACCAAUCACCGGAACCAACUUUUCCCCAGACAGCGAGAUACGCAUGGUCAUCUUUCUUAUGGCAAUCAUCAUCGUCUUCACACUGUGCUACGCUCCAUUGAUGGUGAGAAUCAUCAUGAACAUCGCACUGAACGCUGGGAAGACCCUAGGCCCGAGCCUAGAUAACGUCAUCGACCUGUGGGCCCUGCGGCUGGCCUGCAUCAACCAAAUCCUCGACCCGUGGGUCUACAUCAUCAGCCGCGUCCAGUGCUGCGGCAACAGGACCAGCCUUGAGUCACGAGCCCGGGGAGAAAUGCGGAAAUCGCGUUCAAAAUCCUCAAGACUGGGGUCCAUGCUAAACAGCCUUCGCUGUUUCUUCGUCAGAACCAAAUACGACCCAACUGCAAGUCCCAGCAGCCCCAGAUACGAAACUAAACACGAGACCAGCGGGAGGUACAGCACGCAGAGCUACGAAACUAACGGCAAAGUGGGCCUCCGUUUGAUCGGCGAGGACUCCACCCCCGUCAGGACGCCGGAGGAGAAAAACUUGGACGGGAAAUAACUGAGCUUCAAAACUGUCUUGUUUGAAAUAUGGUCCCCGACAUUAUACAACCCGACAAUAAGAUCCCCGAUAUUGUGGUCUCUGAUUAAAAAAAAUAACCUCCGACAUAACGGUCUUCGAUAAAAGAACCCCCGACAUUGCAGUUCUCGACUAGUCUCCCUAAUGCUACAUCUCCUUACAUAUCUCACUCUCCCCACCGAUAAAUAAACUCACAAUAUGAUCUCUAUAACAUUAUUCGGGGCCACAAAUUACACCAGGGAUGGGCUUGAGUAUGAAGAUACUUGAUAAUUUUUAUACUGGCAACUUGAAUAUAAACUUCGCAUGGUUUCAGUCAAUCAUUAUUUUAAUCCCACAAUUUUUAUGGUCCAUAAAAUAAAAACUCGUUAAAGACAUAACAACGUCUAAUGGCUUUAAAGCCGCGUUAGGUGUUUUGUAGAUUUCUGAUAAUUUUUCUUCAAGUUUGAGUUCACCGAGUUUCAAAUAAAAGAAAAGUAAGUGGG